Messenger RNA from Manis pentadactyla (Chinese pangolin), 898 nucleotides. It is a transcript of the gene C4H1orf122, whose product is annotated as chromosome 4 C1orf122 homolog. The record is from RefSeq and is a predicted model, not a curated record. The coding region runs from base 374 to 517 and encodes 47 amino acids. Lineage: Eukaryota; Metazoa; Chordata; Mammalia; Pholidota; Manidae. The transcript is spliced from 3 exons.
ACAGCCCCGCUCCCCGGCAGCCGCAACAGGCGGGCCCCCGGCGCUGCUGGAGCGGCCCUCGACGGGUGGAGGAGGCGGCCUCUCCGGGCGGAGCCCGCGGGCCCUUCGCUCAACCCCACGCUGGCAGCCACCGCGGCCCUCAGCCCCCUACACCGAUGCGCAGGAGACAUCCGCUCCAGCCCUCUUCCGGGAGGAAGUGACGCGCCCAGCCAGAUUCCGGGAGGCUGCCGGCGUGGACCGUGGGAAGGCGGGGCUGGGGCUCGGCGGGAGGCCACCCCCGCAGCCGCCCCGGGAUGAGCGCGCCCAGCAGCUGCUGGACGCUGUGGAGCAGCGGCAGCGGCAGCUCCUGGACACCAUCGCCGCCUGUGAAGAGAUGCUGCGGCAGCUGGGCCGCCGGCGCCCGGAGCCGGCUGGUGGCGGGAACGUCUCAGCCAAAUCCGGAGCGCCCCCCCAGCCAGCUGUCUCCGCCAGAGGUGGCUUUCCAAAGGAUGCUGGUGAUGGAGCUGCGGAGCCCUGACCAUUUCUGAGCGGGGUGUCCAAACUUCUCUCCCUCCCCGGGGCUGGUGGCUGGACUCUGAACAACUCCCUUCAACAGAGGGGCCAGUUUUCACUGGCAGUGGCUGGUACUUGGCUCUCAGCCUGGGGUGGCAGCUCCGCUAGCAGCUGAGUUCACUCCUACUUCACCCUGGCUGAAGGCAGCGCUGAGCUUUGAAAUGUAGCCAAUGAAUACCCAGUCUGAAUACCCGGAUUUGGGCUGACCAGCAGCACUUGCCAGAGUAGUCUGGCCUGCUUUCAGGGACCCAGGUGGUAUUACAUGUCCAUUUCAUGCUUUGGGGGCUCCUAGCCCCACAAAACACUUUCAGCAGAGCCUUGAUUAAAAGGAAGCCUGCAGACUCUC